AUGGCCAAGCGCGGCUCCAAGCUCCUUGCAUUGGCUUUGCCCAUUCUGGUUGGCAGGUCUUUUCUUGCUGUGGAUGAGAUACCGCGAACGACCCCAAGCGGACACAAGCAUCCAAGCAAAACCACAAGGGCUUCAAUCAACCUUCAGAAGUCGGCAGAAUAUCUCGAACCACUCGCCACCGUGUUUGGGACAUCACUGAAGGAAAUUGGGCAGGGAGUUCUGGAGGCAAACAAUAAUUUUCGCUCGAUUUCAAUCCAGACAUCUUUGGCGCAGCUCAACAAUGCCCAAGCACGCGCAUAA
This is a messenger RNA of Effrenium voratum, 300 nucleotides long. The record is from the annotation of a GenBank genome assembly. NCBI's taxonomy places the organism in Eukaryota, Dinophyceae, Suessiales, Symbiodiniaceae.